UACGUUGUAUUUAUCCGGCAUCGAAAAAAACCACAAACCAUAUUGUUGAUAAAAAUUUAUAGUUUAAAUAAUCAAAAUUAGUACAAAAAUGAUUACAACAAUGUUAAUCCAAAAAGUACAAACAAUUUAUCAUUUUGUUUAAAUUUUGUUGCAAAAAUUGUGUAAAAUAUGGAAGAUUUGUUAUUAAACAUUGUAAAAGAGGCAAGUGGCCAAAAGUUAGCACAUUUAAGGAAAACCGCCCAAGAUGCUCAUGAUUUACUUAUUUCCCAAACAAAUAUUCAUCGAACACCGUCACAUGAGCUUCGAACAACUUGUUUCUUACCCCUACGAUUAGCUUUAGAGAGCAAGCGAAAUAAAUUAGUUUCAUACGCCCUAACUGGAUUGCACAAAAUUGUUCGAGAUGAAAGGUUUCAAGCUGGAACAGAACCUGAAGACGAUUCUUUAUGGUUACCUGCUCAAUUAUUGUAUGCAACUGCGUCAAUGCUGACACAUUCGGAAGAUACUCAAGUCCACAUCUUAAGAGUUUUAUUAAGUUUAGCUUGUGGAACAUGUUGGGCCUUAAAUGGUCGGUUAGUCAUGUUAAUCCUAGGUCGAUGUGGUGAAGCAUGUGAAAUUGGCACCCAACCAGUUCGUGCUGCAGCUCAAGCAGCUGCUAGCCAAACUGUACGUGCAUUCACUACCUUCUUGGACGAAGAGUGUCAGGAUAUUUUACAACAGCAACAAAAACAACAAAAAGGCACUGUUGGAGGCCCCACUGAUGGUUUGUUACAAACUUCCGCGGUGACAUGUUUUAAUGAAGCUAUACCAGUGAUGCAAUAUAUUUGCAGUCGUUUAGAAGAAUCAAAAGUGUGCCAAAAAUCUAAUGAAACUACAGUAUUCCUUUUAGAAUGUUUACUGACAUUAGUGUCAACACUUCCACAAAUUGUACAUAAAAAUACACAUUUUACGACAUUUUUAUGGCAACGAUUUUGCCCGGCAUUAAUUGCCUUACUUGGUGCUCCAAGUGAACCCGCGGCACAUUGUUUAACAUCACAACAAGCAAAAACCGUUUACAGGUACAAAUUAAUAGCCAAAAUAAAUAAGUUGUUCUUAACAUGAAAUUUUUGGAUUUUUAGUAUUGGAAUACAAUUAGUACGACUGGUUGGAUGUGUAGGAUCAUUACGUCCAGUGUUGGAAGCAUUAUUCCAUCGUAUGGUCUUAUUACCAGCUGCACCAAAAAGAUUAGAGCCUCUAAGGUCAUUACGAGAGUUAUUAAGGUCCCCAGAACGAUUAGUGGACUUGCUAUUGUUACCGGAAUGUAAAGACAAGCCAAGCAAUAGUGACGAUAUGGCGAUAAUUCGAUUAAUUAUGGAUUCAAUUGAAGAAUCAGCCAUUUGUAACGACAUUUCUGUAAUGUUAGCAAGCGUCGAAUGUGUAGUAGCCAUGCUAACGUCACUAGAAGCACUGUGUAAAGGUGAAGGCAUUAACGCCGAGGCUGCUGUUUUAGUAAACCAACGAUAUCCAUUCCUGGAACAAGUUGAUUAUAAAGGACCAUUAACGUAUCAAUCACUUGCACGAUUACCAAAACCUUAUAGAGAUGUUGUGGCUAAUUUAAAAUAUUCAAGUGACAGUGAUAGUAGUGGAAUUGAUGGUGGUCCAGGAGACCCUAUCGAUGAAGAUGGAUUGGAUUCAGAUGAUUCAGGAGCGACAGAGGGUCCUGAAGAUGAUGCAGAGAAUGAAUCUGACGACAGUAUUAUGGAUGAUGAAUCUUUUUUGACCAAUCAUGAAUUAACAAUACAAAAACUACCAAAAUCAUUGAAUUUCGGUCGAACAGGAAUUAAUGAAUGUAAUGUGGAUGUGGAACGGCAUAAUGCGAAACAUUUCGUAAAAACUUUGCAAAAUAUUCUUCUUCCAAAUUUAUUAUCUCUAAGAUCAUCCAUUCAGGUCGAUGAAGUUUUACAAGAAUUUGCAUCAAAAUGUUGCGAACAUAAUUCAGCUCAAAAUAAUUUAUUUUCUACAAUUAUGAAUGCAGAUGGAAUUUAUUUGGCUACAUAUUCUGCACUUUUAUUGAAUUAUAAAUUAAUCCAACUUGGAUAUUAUAAUAAUGAAAACAAAGCUUCCAUUCAAAUACCUUUAACUGAAGAUCAAUUUGUGGAUGAAGUUCAUGGCAGUGGAGUUUUAGUUUAUCUUUCUGCUACUUGGUUAUCGGAGCUAUAUCAGCAUGUUUUGGCCACAUCUUUGCUUGAAGAAAGUGGAUAUGACUCAAACAGUGGCCAACAAUAUGCUUUAAUUAAUUUAUUAACAGAUGUGGGAGGUUUAAAUCAGUACAAAUUAUUAACAGAUUGGCAAAAAUUGGAACGGGUACAAGGUUCAGCUAAUUUUGAACCAACUCCAGAAUCGGAAGCUGGCAUUAAAUUGUCACGCCGUGUAUUGACUUGCUGCUGGGACUCCAUGGUUACCGUUUUAAGUGAUGCUUUAGCAUACACUCCCGCAAGUACACUUGGAUCGUUAGGCGGGAAAGCAUCUAAGCUUGAACUAUUAAUACCGCGACGUGCUAGGAGAAUGCAAGGGAAGAAAAAAAUACGUGAUAAUUUAAUUGCAUCCAGUUUAGAUGGAUUACACAAAGCGGCAUCAUUGAGUAACAUUUUAAAGUUACAAUCGCGCAGUAAUAGUAUUUUAGCAUUGCUAAGUUCAUCGGCAUGCCAAUCAUCGGCAAAUAAGUUACACGCCGCGCAUGCCCUAUCUUUAGAUGUUUUGUUAUCAAAAGGUUUAGCGUUAGGGUCGCAUAGUACAGAUUGUUGGCCGCAUGUUUUUGCCGCAUGUAUUCAUGUGGCACGGUUAGAGCAUGCACUAUUUAGUAAAGCUGGUAACGCUCAAAUGUUAAUGGUUGCUCAAAAUGCUAAUACAGUUGUAACAUCAACCACAAAUGAACGGCUGAAUUUAAGCUUUAAUAUUUCCUCAAGUCAAGACGAAGAAACUUGCGUGGAUGUUUAUAGUUUCUUGCAAUCACCAACUUAUUCAUAUAAUAAUCAAAAAUCGUUCGAUUUUAUGGAAACUACAGUUUCAAUGAUUGUCAAUAAAAGUGGAGCUCAUAAUACAAGCCAUGGAAUUUUGAGCAAUGUAGACGCAGCAAAAGUGUGUUGUGUGUUAUCGCAACAAGUUGAUUCACUAUUCCAUGAAGCUGCUUUAAAACUUAAUCUUCCUGUUUUAUGUGAAUUUUUGGAUAAACUUUGUAUGGCAUCACAGCGACAGCUAUUUUCUCAUGCGAACGAAACACCUGACAGUAAAUCGAAUAAAUGGUGGCGUCGUCCCAAUUUCCAUAAAACUUCUCCAAGUAUUAACAACAAAAACAGUUCCCAGUUAGAAGCGUCAUUACUUUUACAUCGCAUCGGUGACGUUACGCUAAAAUGCAUUCGUGCUGGUCGUCCUUUAAUACAUACUAUGCAUGUUUGGUCAAUCGUAGGACCACAUUUAAUGGAAGCCGCUUGUCAUAAAGAUCGUGCCGUUUCAAAGAAAGCAAUUACGUGUAUUCAUGACGCAGUUACAGCAAUAUUAAAUGAACAACUCGAAUUACCCCAUUUCCACUUUAAUGAAGCAUUAUUUAAACCUUUUGAAAACUUGCUAUGUUUAGAACUAUGUGAUUUAGAUGUCCAAGAUCAAAUUGUAUCGUGUCUUUGUGAAUUUGUUGAGGCAAAUCAAACAGAAAUACGUUCUGGAUGGCGACCACUAUUUGGUACUUUGCGGGUUGCCAACACAAAUGCACAAAAUAAUGCUGCGGCUAUACUUGAAGUAUUCCAAGUAUUUUUAUCUACUGAUAAUACGCUGGUGUUUGCUAAUGCAGCACUAGACUACAUAUUUUGCCUUUUAACACAUAUCCGCGGAUCAGAUCAACAAACAUCACAAGGAUAUGAGCAAAUAGAAUCGCCCAAAUCUCAAGAUCCACCAUUAAUCGCUUCCUUUACAAAAUCUAGAAAUGUGGAUAACAUUUUCAAUUUCUUACAAAGUGGUGAUAAAAGUACAGGAUUCUUUGAUAUUUUAGAAACAAAAACCAACUCGGAGAAAAUUGUUACAGCUAAACCACCAUCUUUGGAAAAUGUUGACCUAUGUUUAGAAUCGUUGAAGUACUUAGAAAAUUGUGUAUCGAUUUUAACCGCCAUGUACAAUAUGCCUCAAUGCCCCACUUUCAAUAUGGCACAUCGAAUUCAAAUUAAUACCCAACCUCAAUUGGUAGAUUCUGUAAUCCAAGACAUUGAUGUUGUCUACUUUAAUACAAAUCCAAACGAUAUUCGAAUUAACGAUAAUGAAAUAUCCUACAAAAUUCUGGCAACCGUUGAUGAUUUAGAAGAGUGUGUUGAGAAUAAUUUAACUCUGGUUCAUAUGGAUAAGCCCAGUGGGGUACUAAAAAUUUGGUACAUUUUAUUAGAAGGUCUAGCAUCAGCCACAAUAGUUUGCGCUCGUAAAAAUCAACCACAUACUUUAGAAACGUUGUUCAAACUUUUACGUGAUUUAAUCCAUUGUCCAGGAAUCAAUUUCGGAUUGUAUUGUAUAAAUCAUUUAUUACUACCCAUGGUCCAAAAUUGGCUACGCCAAAAUGCAGCACAAAGUCAACGAACAUGGGAUAUAAUUGGUUCAAAUUUUAAACAAUGCUGUGGCAUGGCUAGUGAAUUAGUUGUCGAAUAUUUAUUCCAAAUUCAUACAAAUAAUGAAAAAAAUAAGUCUAUAGGCACAGUAUCGGAGUCUGAAAAUAUUGCUGCAACAUUGGCAUUAAAACAGUUGCUAUUAAUUUUAGUUGAGUGCGUGAUACAACCAAAUGAGACCGUUGCUCGGUUAGGUACUUCAUGUAUUCGUCAUGUUAUCUUAUCGAGUGGUCAUAUUCUUACUACCAAACAAUGGGAAAUUAUGGCAACUGCUUUACACCGUGCUUGCACUAUAAGUCUGAAUCCUCUACAACAACUGACCUUAGCAUUUAAAAAAGACUCAGACAGUUUUUAUGGAGAUUUAGCGGUCGUCAAAGUUGCAGCACGCCGUGACUGCACAAUAAACGAUAAUAUUCGUUUGAACCAAUUAACUCAGCAAGUUUAUUUACUUCCCACUCAACGUGAUGGAUCGCCAAAUUUGUGUGUAAAUUGUUUAAUUCAAAAUAAAACAUAUAAAAGUGAUUGUCCAAAUUGUAAAAAAGAUGAAAAUUCGACAGAACAAAUCCUAUUGGAUGAUCGUAGUUAUAUAUUUUUAUUAUAUCCCUUAGAUAUUCCACAAUCUACAAGUCCAGAAAUGUAUACGGUCCGUGUACCGUUCCGUAACUUAAUUGUAGGUAUUUUGGCACAUCAAAUGUUAGUUCAAACUAUUGCUAGUGUUCUGUUACAAAGUUUAACACACAUUACACCCAUUUCUAUAAUUAUCCAAAUGACAACUAAUCAUAAUUUGCGAGGAAAAUUACAAAAUUUACUACCAAAACAUGUUGAUAUUUUGUUAAAAUGUUUAAAUUUAUCGAAUCAACGUGCAGUAGCAUUUGAUGCUAGACCUGGUCUGAAAUUUUUAACACAAAAAGUAGGAAAUAUAGACAGGGCCGCUAACUUGUAUACACAAUGCAGCACAGCUGAAGUGGUCCAAAUUAUAAUUUAUAUCGAACUAUGUAUUGAUGGUAUUUUGAAACAAAACUUACAGCCAAAUGAGUUGCAAAUAAUUUUAAGCCAAGAAAAUUAUGUAGAUUGUAAUGAAGUUGAUUAUUUUCCUUCCUUUGUUCGUCAAUUGAAAAAUGUCUGGGAAAAUUUAUGUGAUUCGUACAUAAAUCUUUCGUUACAAAUCCCUCCAGAAGAGAUUAUAACGCCUACAACUCCCCCUACGUCACCGACACAAUUAGAAAGUCCAUCCACUUUAGAAUCCAGCAAAUCUACUCCUGAUGCACCAUUUAAAUUUUCUGAUUUCGUUAAUAAUGAUCAUGAGAAGACUGAAGAUAAUAUCGAGGAAUCACAACAAUUAGAUAAUAAUUCCACUGAUGAUGUAAUCGAGAUAAAAGAACGACAUUUGUCUGAAUCCUCGCUAUCAGUUCAUAGUAAUGAUUCAACAAAAGAUAUAGAAAAAGAAACCGAACGACAGGUUGAAAUCAUGAUGGAACAGUAUAGAAAUCGUAAAAGUUAUCAUUCAGCAAUUGUCACACCACCAAGAAUUAAUCCAUUCACUGUGAAUUCUGUGAAUGUUAUGCCUCAGCCUCAACCAGUUCCUCCCGAGAUUCAGCAACAAAGAAGUUUAAGUAUUCGAAAGGAUUACGAAUAUUAUAAACGAACACGUUUCGAAACAAUUUCAGCAUGUUUAGAACUAUUGAAAAAUUUACCAGUAUCAAGACUGCAACUACUUUAUCCAAUUUUGAAAAAUGGUAUUCAAAAUUUACUUUCAGCGCCUUCUGAUAAUGUUAAAAACGAUGCUCGAGAUUUGAUAUCGUCUAUUUUAGACGAAAGGCACGAAGAAUAGAUAAAACAAAUUAACCUUUAUAAAUUACUGGACCAUCAUAAUUAAAAAAUAAUUUUAAGAAUUUCUAGCUUAGAGAUACUAGAAUAAGAGUCUGACCACAAUAUUUUUAUGAUGAGAACUAUGCCAAAAGGCAAAAGAGUCAGAACCAUUGUUAGUCAGAACCAAAGUCUUAUUUUAGUGACUCUACAACUUAGACUUAUUAUUUAUUUAAUAAGUCUAUACUCUGCUACCAUUGGUUUCUUCUUAGAGGAGUUAGGCCAACCGAGGCGGUGUUAUCCUAACUUUUCAUUCCGUCUUAACACAUUUUGACACCUGAUAAUAAAAAUAGAAAAUAUAAAACCACCCUCUACAGUUAUUCAAUUUAACAUAUAAGGCAAAUACAAAACAAAAGAGUAGAAAACUAUUUUUUUAGAGCAAACUGAAAUUAACUUUCCAAAAAAAAAAAUGUAAUUUCUUUUACGACUUCAUAAUUAAAGUGGUGUCAUAUUGUCAUUGUACUUUCUAAUAACCAAAUAAACCGAAAUUGUAUUGAAUUUAGAGAAAUCUACCCAAGGUAUGUUAUUUUUGUGGAAGUUUAAUACAAUUUGGGUCUUUUCCUUACUUAAUCCUAUAUGUGUUAGAUUCUAUCUUUAACCACCAUUUUCAAUACAAUACCAAAACCAGAUAUUGGAAUCAAUAUUCAUAUUUAAUUUAUACUAAAAAUAAUAUUCCAUAUAAAAUAAAUUAUAACCAAUAAAUAAAUCUAUACCCAAGAACAUAUUAUACCCUCUACAUUACAAAUCAAUAUUUUAACAGUAAAAAAUAAACAAGU
This is a messenger RNA of Chrysoperla carnea, 7258 nucleotides long. Its product is annotated as brefeldin A-inhibited guanine nucleotide-exchange protein 3. Gene Ontology annotation, molecular function: guanyl-nucleotide exchange factor activity. NCBI's taxonomy places the organism in Eukaryota, Metazoa, Arthropoda, Insecta, Neuroptera, Chrysopidae. Gene Ontology annotation, biological process: regulation of ARF protein signal transduction. The transcript is spliced from 11 exons. The record is from RefSeq and is a predicted model, not a curated record.